Messenger RNA from Coccinella septempunctata (seven-spotted ladybird), 2070 nucleotides. Its product is annotated as inositol-3-phosphate synthase 1-B. Gene Ontology annotation, biological process: inositol biosynthetic process; phospholipid biosynthetic process. The transcript is spliced from 5 exons. Gene Ontology annotation, cellular component: cytoplasm. Gene Ontology annotation, molecular function: inositol-3-phosphate synthase activity. The record is from RefSeq and is a predicted model, not a curated record. The coding region runs from base 271 to 1845 and encodes 524 amino acids. Lineage: Eukaryota; Metazoa; Arthropoda; Insecta; Coleoptera; Coccinellidae.
CAGAGUUUUCCCGCUGAUUCGGCGCAUCAGGAAUACCAUAUAAUACAAAGUCCCGUCCUAUCCAGGGCUUUCACACAACGAUUUCAGUGUUUCAGGAUAGCGGUCAGCUUUCCAUCGUGUUAUCAGACGAUAAAUUGUUUCAAGUUCAAGUUCAGAACGUUGUGCUCGAUCGAUUAUUUUAACCUAUAAGAGAGACGUUUCCCUCAUCUGUACCUAUAUUAGUACCUCGUUUUUCUUUUGCAAAUUUUUCGGCGGAUAUUUUCCUGAAAGAUGGAGGUGGUUGUUGACAGUGACAACGUGAGAUACGACGUUGAUUUCAUCGAGAGCAAGUAUGAUUAUCAAUUCACGGAAGCCGAAAAGAUUGGAGAUAAAAUAUUGGUGACGCCCAAAACUUCGCACCUGGUGAUACGCACCCAGCGCAAGGUGCCGCGGCUGGGCGUGAUGCUGGUGGGAUGGGGUGGCAACAACGGAUCCACCCUCACGGCCGCCCUGAUCGCCAACAAGCUGGGUCUCUCCUGGCCCACCAAGAAGGGAACGCAGUCCGCCAAUUGGUUCGGUUCGAUAACGCAGGCGAGCACCCUGCACCUGGGCAGGAACGUCAACGUGGCCCUGGGAAAAUUGCUGCCGACGGUGAAUCCUGACGAUAUAGUGGUCGACGGCUGGGACAUCAGCGGUAGGAAUCUGGCCGAAGCGAUGGAGAGGGCCAUGGUGUUUGAGCCCUGUCUGCAGGAGAUGUUGAAGCCGCACAUGAAGAAGUUCAAACCGAGGGCUUCGAUAUACUCGCCGGACUUCAUCGCGGCCAAUCAGCUAUCCAGAGCAGACAAUCUGAUAGAAGGCACCAAGCAGAUGCAGGUGCAGCAGAUAUGCAGGGACAUCGAAUCGUUCAAGGCCAAGGAGAAACUGGACAAGGUGAUAAUAUUGUGGACGGCCAACACCGAACGUUUCUGCGACGUGAUACCCGGUGUGCACGACACCGCCUCCAACCUGAAGAGGGCCAUCGCGGGCAACCACGCCGAAAUAUCCCCGUCGACGCUGUUCGCCUACGCGGCCGUCUCCAUGGGCUGUCCCUACAUCAACGGCUCGCCGCAGAACACGUUCGUGCCGGGCCUGAUCGAAUUCGCCGAGAAGAAGGACGUGUUCAUUGGCGGCGACGAUUUCAAGUCCGGCCAGACCAAGAUCAAGAGCGUCAUCGUCGAUUUUCUCGUGUCGGCCGGCAUAAAACCGGUCAGCAUCGUCAGCUACAACCACCUGGGCAACAACGACGGUAAAAACCUGUCGUCGCAGGCGCAGUUCAGGUCCAAGGAGAUUUCAAAAAGCAACGUUGUGGACGAUAUGGUGGAUUCAAACGAUAUUCUGUACAAACCUGGUGAAAAACCCGAUCACGUCGUGGUCAUAAAAUAUGUACCGUAUGUUGGGGACUCAAAGCGCGCCAUGGACGAAUACGUCUCAGAAAUCAUGAUGGGAGGCCUCAAUACCCUCGCCAUCCACAACACCUGCGAAGACUCCCUUCUGGCCACGCCGAUAAUGCUAGAUCUGAUCAUCUUGACUGAGCUAUGUACCAGAAUAAAGAUGAAGAAAUCCAACCAGUCAGAUCAGGAAUUCACCGGCUUCCAUGUCGUCCUUUCCGUAUUGAGCUACUUGAUAAAGGCCCCCUUGGUACCAGACGGUACCCCGGUGGUGAACGCGCUCUUCAGGCAGCGAGCCUGCAUCGAGAACAUCAUGAGGGCGUGCGUGGGUUUGCCGCCAGACAACAACAUGCUGCUGGAGUACAAGCUGCCGUUCUUGAUGGAGGAGACCAUUCAAAACGAACCUCCGAGCAAGAAGUUGAAAUAUGACGACGAGUAAUAGGGGUUGUUACGCGAGACGGGUGCUAUAUAGUUGUGGAUUCGCUUGUAAAAAAACUUGUAAGUUUCUCCAUUAUUUCUGGCGGUGGUGGUGGGUAUAAGUUGUACAAAUGUCUGUGAAGAAGGUGCGAUGUUGAUGUUUGGAUUUGAAUUUCUUGUAAGAUGUUUAGAUAUCUGUUAUUGGUGAUGGAUAUUAUGUACUUAUAUAAUUAAAGUUAAAAUGUUA